Psylliodes chrysocephalus is the source of this 3166-nucleotide messenger RNA. NCBI's taxonomy places the organism in Eukaryota, Metazoa, Arthropoda, Insecta, Coleoptera, Chrysomelidae. The record is from the annotation of a GenBank genome assembly.
UCUGCAUGUAAUGUAACGUAUGUGAUAGUACUUAUUUUAUCUAUGGAUAUGGUCUCAUAUGCGCAAAUACUACUUUCUCUUAAAGACUACAAAAUUUGUUGCGUGACUUAGCAGAAAGAGGAUUUCUGAAAUUCGAUUAUACGGGUGUUCUUUAUGAAACGUAGGGCAUGUCCGCCCCUGGGCCUUUUCAAUUUUAUCGGUGUUAAAUGUCCCGAUACAGGCGAAGGAGGAGGCCAUUAAUCCAAUAAACAAAUAAACAAGAAGAAGAAGUACUAUAUCCUAACCUAACAAUCCUAACAUAAACAACAGAAGAAAAAUAUAAAUAUUCUGUUUGAACAUAAUAUAAUUUGUAUAUAAAUACCUAAUGUAAAAUAAUGGCACAAUCUUUAACCACUGUCGUGCGCACAGUGCCACAACAAGAUUUAAUGAAUGAACUAUUUUUUUUCUUAAAAGGUGCAGCAAAAAGAGAGCCUUGUAAUCCUAAUCCUGUAGAUCUUACAAGAUCUGCAUUGACUCUCUUAAAGUGUCUUCCUCCAACGAAAACAGCCGUGUUUGAAUAUUUCUGUGGAGUUUUCGAUAAUGCAGUAAAAUCUUAUAUUCAAGGAAUAGAGACUGAAAUUAAUACAGGAAAACUACCGCCUCCUUUAGAAACUGAUGAAUUGAUUGUAUCAGAAAUCCACACAGUGUUAUCAACAUUAAUUGCUGAUAAUCCAGUUGCUUGGGCACCAACUAUAAGUACUUGGUCUCUAGAAUUAUUGGGUGAGAUUUCUACAAAAUAUUCAGGACGAGCUCAUUUUUCAACAAAUUUAAAUGAAACUUUGCAACUAUGGAUGGCUUGUAGAGCAACAAGAACUCUGGUAGAUAUUAACACUAAAUGUUUAUCUAGCCUUAUUUAUUCUGAUACUGAGGCAUGCAUUAGUGCACUCUUGGAUACUUCUGUAAAACAUUCGCCUCAUUUUGAUUGGGUGGUUGCUCAUGUUGGAAGUUGUUUUCCAAACACUGUUAUAACAAGAGUUUUGUCAUGUGGAUUGAAAGAUUUUAGUCAAAAUAAAUCCUAUGAACAAUAUUGCAAUUCGCCAAAACUCAAAUCUGUCGUUGGGAUAUUAGGACACUUAGCUGGAAGUCAUUCUGAAAAUAUCAGAAAGGCUCUACUGGAUAUGUUUAUAUGGAGUCUUCGGGAUGUUUUAGAGGAUUCAGAUAUUCAAAGAUUACAGAAAAAAGCCACUGUACCUUUUAUAUUACAGCUUAUAUUUUUAUCCUCAAAACUGUUGUCAACGGUUUGUAUGGACAUUAAGAACUUCUUAACGGUAGACGCUGUUAGCAGAUUAUAUUAUAAUGUGGAUGAUUGGUGUAAAUAUUUUGGAACACCAGAGGCCUUAGAGGAAAAAGUAACAACUUUAAUACUACGUUGUGAUAGUGGAGGUAUUGAAAUUAUACGAAUAAUACAUUAUUGUAUUUUAACAAAUCAAAUUAGAGGAAGUGAUGAAAUGAAAGUCAACAUAAUGGAAAAGUCCAAAGAACUACUUACGAAUGUUUUACAAGAAAUGGAAGAAUCUAUAAGACAUGGCAGUGCUGUGAAUCUGAUAAAUUCGUUCUCAAGAGAACUUACAGAAUUAUUAAAAAUGCUUUUAAGUCCGGAAAAAGUUAUAUAUGAAACCGCUGGCCAGAUUGUCUUAUUUCUUGGUCAUAUCAAUCCGUCAACUUUGGUGACAGUAAUACAGAAUUUAUUAAAAACGGCCACAAAUGACAACCAGUUGCUAGUGCUGUUGAGACUUUUAACCAGUGAUCUCGUUGAUAAAACAGUGUUUUCAGAAAAAGGUGGACAUCUCUCGCUGGCUCUUGAGCAAAUUUUAAACAGAAAUAUACAGAAGUUUUGUACCACCAAUGAAGAAAAUUUAGAUUUAUCACAAAUGUGGACCAAUUUAUUAAAAUUAUUGCGAUGGGAAAAAAGUGGAAGGGUGGCUCUUCUGAGUUCUAGAAUCAUUACAAGAUCCUUAGAAGCAAAUCUUACGAAUUUAACUUCUUUGCUAGGCAAUGAAGUAUUGCAUAUGCAUGUCAUUGCUGAUAUUUUGGAUACCAUGGAAAUACCAUAUAAUCCACCAGUUCUCGUUAUAUUAAAUUUAACACAUUCUACAGUUAAUUACUUUUUCGCAUGUUGUAAAGAUGAAGGUACUGCAAUGAAAUUAAAGGGUUACAUGAAAGUAAACAGAAUUCUCAAGCGAUUAUGUACAUAUUCUAAAUUCGCAAGAGUACUGGCUCUGAGAGAAUUUUUAGAAAGAGCAUUAUUUCAAAGCGAUAAUGUUCUAUUCGGUGCCAAGAGCAAUGAUAUGGAUAAUGACAAUGAAAAGAUGCUUUUGAAACAAAAUAAAAAGAUUAAUAAAAACAUUCCACUCACUAAACACUCGUCCGUUUUUAAUGGUGGAAUUAUAGGAUCAGGAAAAAGGAAGUCCGUUACUUAUGAUGCCCUACCUUUACAUAUGAUCGCUGAUAAUACUUCGCAUCUUAUAAAUGCUAUUAAAGCGUGUUGCGCUCUUCCAGAAGAAAAUAAAUAUAAUGAUAUGUCCUUGGAUAGCAUGACGCUAUUGUCAUUGUUCUUAGUGCAGUUUGUUAGUCCCGAUGUUAUGUAUAAUGGUUUACCUUGGCCCGAGGAAGAAUUUUCAAAGGUUACAAUGGAAAGAGAUCUUUUUAUUAGAAGGAUGUUUACAAAUAUGCCUUUGCUCUGGGAAUUACUGAAUUUUGUUGCUGUAUACCGUCCUGCUAUUUGCUACUGUUCAGUUUUAAUUAGAGCCCUAACCGCAACAUUAAUACAUCAAUGGAAAAGUAUGGGAGAGCAAAGUAAAAAUGACGAUUCACAAAAUUACAAACAUCUAAUGGAUACGACAAUUAAAGUCAUCGAUAUAAUGGCCUUAGGACAGCUAUUGCCGCCUCCAUUAUCGAGUAUUGGAGAUGUUUUACCUGUUUUAAAAUGUUUUGAAAUCGUUGCUAUCUUGAGAGAGUGCGUGUGGUGUUAUAUGAGAGAUCACAUACCGUCACCGGCUCUAUUCGGUUGUGAUACAAAUGGAAUUCAUUGGAGGGAUCCAAUCAUAGCAAGACCUCCAGAAAUAUAUACAAAUACUUUAAGAAUAAUAAUGCAGAGAAAUAUAAAAUCUCUUGGUCAUAUGUAUGC